GUCAGUCAAACAUCCUCUAAGAACAUUGGUUCUGAUGAUUCAUCGCCCAUGACCAUGAGAAGUUGUUAAAUGUUAUUAGUCUUUUUAUGGGUUACGUUCUCAGAGUGGAAUGAGAAAGGAAAAAACAAGGAAAAUGAUAUUAAUCGAUUGUUUUUUGUUUCUCCAUUUCUUUUCUCAGUGGAAUUUUGAAGUUCUUGUUUUGUCUUCCUCUGGUUUGAUCUUCAUCUUCACAGUAAGCAUGGUUGAGAAAAUAGGAGGGUAGGAUGGUCAUUUGAGAAAAUAUCAUAUGAGCUGUUAAUCAUUCUCUAGGAGCUAGAGAUUGCCUUCCAUAAAAGAUAAAUCUGGACCAUGUUUAACAGGUUUUCAUUUUGACAAAUUUACAUGGGAGUUAGAAUUCAGUCACAAGAGAUCUUGAAGACCCAGGUUUCUUUCUUUUCUCUUUUUGGGUUUUCUUCUGCAGGGCCUUCGCUCUCUCUUCUUAAUUUAUUUCCUCUGUCUUCACAAUCGGAACCAGUAGAAAAAGUGGGUUUUGAAUAAUCCUUUUUUAAGAUAUACGAUCUGUCUUCUUCUUCCAUCUUGUGGUAAGAUUGGAUUUUUUUUCCUGUUUGCAGUAGGCUCUGACUUCUUUUAAUGACUGUUAGCUGCAACUAACCUUAAUCAGGUGUUUUAGUUUUGUAAUUCUGUGGGGCUUUCCCUGGAGGAAAUUUUGUUUUAAGAAAUGGAAUUUGUCGCUUUUUAUUGAAUCAAGGAGUUGGUUUUUUACAUUAUUUUAUUAAUUGAGGUGUUCGGGGCAUGAGAUGGGUUGUUUGUGAUAAAUCCUUCUUGGAGAAAAUUUUGAUGAGGGUUUUGUUCUGCAAGUCCCACUGCCCUUCUUUCAUUUGUUUCUGCAAGCCCCCUCCUCGUCUCCUCUGUCCUUCCCCAUUAAAAUUGGACGACUCCCCACAUGUUCCUUCACCUGUAUCUCCAGUUCCUGAUGCUGUGGUUCAGCCAUUUAAUGGGUCGAUUGAAUUCAAUGAUGAGAGAUUAGAUGGAGAACAACAAGCUGAGAAUUUCCCAAAAAGUAACCUCAAGAAGCCUUCUUCGGGGCCAGAUGCACCAAAAGAGGUUGAAAAGGCGAGGGUGCAGUGGAUGGAUUUCUUAGGGAAGGAGCUGGUUGAGGUCAAGGAAUUCGAACCUAGUGAAUCAGGAAAUUCAGAUGACGAAGGUGAAGCUAGUCAAGGCUGUGUUUGUGUUAUUCAGUGAACCCUGUCCUCCCAUCUCCCCUUGUUUUUAUGUCCUGCACCAGCUACAGCAUCAACAGGGAAUUGGGACCUACUAGCCCAAAUGGUUGUUUUUCCUGGUCUUCUGUCUAUUUUUUGAUCUCAACUUGGUUUCUUUCAUCUACAAGGAUUGGAUUUAUAGUUCUGCACUGAGGUCAUAUGAUUUCAUGAGUUCUCUCUUUCUAACUGGUUUGCCAUUAUCUGCAUUAGGAAUCUUGAAGUUCUGGGGAAAAUGCCUUUAUAAGGAAAAUAUCAUUUUUUUUUGUUUUAAAUCUCUGUAAUUGACUCCUGACUGACUGAAAAACUUGUGUAAUUUCACACCAACUCAAAUCAAAAUCAAUGAACAAUUGUUUGUCUAUUACCUGUUA
Messenger RNA from Nelumbo nucifera (sacred lotus), 1627 nucleotides. Lineage: Eukaryota; Viridiplantae; Streptophyta; Magnoliopsida; Proteales; Nelumbonaceae. The record is from RefSeq and is a predicted model, not a curated record.